Drosophila bipectinata is the source of this 6826-nucleotide messenger RNA. It is a transcript of the gene nompC, whose product is annotated as no mechanoreceptor potential C. The record is from RefSeq and is a predicted model, not a curated record. Gene Ontology annotation, biological process: calcium ion transmembrane transport. Gene Ontology annotation, molecular function: calcium channel activity; protein binding. Gene Ontology annotation, cellular component: membrane. NCBI's taxonomy places the organism in Eukaryota, Metazoa, Arthropoda, Insecta, Diptera, Drosophilidae.
GCAAACGGUUGUUGGUUGCUCCCAAGACUUGGGCUCGAAGAAAAGCACAGUAUCAAGUGCCAGUGGCUAGAGGACAUUCAGUUGGCCAAAAAGGCAAAGGAAAGAAAAAAAUCAAAAAGAAAAAAAUAAAAGGGGGCACCGCCGUUAACGCACACGCAACCAAAGUCAUAAAGGGGCUAAACAUAUAAAUUUGUGUAGUAAAAGUGAAGAAAGCGAAAGAAUCAAAGUGGAAUAAUAGCAAGCGGAUGUGUUGGCCAGAAGCCUGGCUACUAGCUGGAAACGUUUUUUGUUACUCGUCCGUGUUUUGAGUGUAUAUUUGUCUGUGUGUAUAUGUGUCUCCUGCUGUUGCUGUUGCUUUUGCUGCUUCUGCUUCUGCUUCUGGUUCCUUUUGCUGUUGCCAAUGAAAAUGCAAAUUGUUGGUAACAAAUAUUGGUAAAAUGCGGAGGCCGUAGGAAUUUGUGCAAUGCGAGUGUGCGAAGCGGAGGAGCCUAAAAGUAUGCAGCAGAAAUCCACAAUCCCCCGAAUCGCGAACCAAAUCAAUAAUAAUACAAUAACCGAGCAACAUAACAUAGAUAAUGGCAGCAUAAACCAUUUAACGGCCCAAAGUGUUUAACCUGGAAUCCCUCCUGAUCCCGGAUUCCGUUCUGUUCUUAUUGUUGUUGUGUAAUGUUCUAAAAGGAAACAGGAAACCCUAGAUCGCACCGAAGGCAAGGAUACUAGAGCCGUAUUCAGGAUGUCGCAGCCGCGCGGUGGGCGUGGUGGACGUGGCGGUGCCGGGGGCGCCGGCGUCGGACGCAAAACCCCCUCGUCGCUGACCGGUCCGCCGGAUGAUUCGGCCACGCCCAGCGAAAGGGCAACUCCGGCCAGCAAAGCCGACUCGGAUCCCAAGGACGACAGCUCGAGUAAUGGCGACAAGAAGGACAUGGACCUAUAUCCCGCCCCGAAGCCACCCAGUGCCGGCGCCUCCAUUCGGGACACGGCCAACAAAGUCCUCGGACUGGCCAUGAAGAGUGAAUGGACGCCCAUCGAGGCCGAGCUGAAGAAGCUCGAGAAGUAUGUGGCCAAUGUGGGCGAGGACGGUAACCAUAUCCCGCUGGCCGGAGUGCAUGAUAUGAACACCGGCAUGACUCCAUUGAUGUACGCAACCAAGGACAACAAGACGGCCAUAAUGGAUCGCAUGAUUGAACUUGGCGCCGAUGUGGGAGCCCGAAAUAACGAUAAUUAUAAUGUGCUACACAUUGCGGCAAUGUAUUCGCGUGAGGAUGUCGUCAAAUUGUUGCUAACAAAACGCGGUGUCGAUCCCUUCUCCACCGGUGGCUCGCGUUCACAAACUGCGGUGCAUUUGGUGUCGAGUCGGCAAACCGGAACUGCCACUAAUAUCCUGCGCGCUCUUCUUGCGGCUGCUGGCAAGGACAUUCGCUUAAAGGCGGACGGCCGUGGCAAAAUCCCAUUGCUCCUGGCCGUCGAGUCGGGUAAUCAGUCCAUGUGCAGAGAGCUCCUGGCGGCACAAACGGCGGACCAACUAAAGGCAACGACGGCCAAUGGAGACACGGCCUUGCAUUUGGCCGCUAGACGGCGGGACGUGGACAUGGUCCGCAUCCUGGUCGACUAUGGAACGAAUGUGGACACGCAGAACGGUGAGGGGCAGACACCCCUCCACAUCGCUGCCGCCGAAGGUGAUGAGGCCCUCCUUAAGUACUUCUAUGGCGUGCGCGCCUCAGCGUCCAUUGCGGACAAUCAAGAUCGCACUCCGAUGCACUUGGCCGCCGAGAAUGGGCACGCGCACGUCAUCGAGAUACUGGCCGACAAGUUCAAGGCGAGCAUCUUCGAGCGCACCAAGGAUGGCAGCACGCUGAUGCACAUUGCGUCACUCAACGGUCAUGCUGAGUGCGCCACGAUGCUCUUCAAGAAGGGCGUGUACCUCCACAUGCCCAACAAGGACGGAGCGCGGAGUAUCCACACCGCCGCCGCCUAUGGCCACACGGGCAUCAUCAAUACGCUGCUGCAGAAGGGCGAGAAGGUUGACGUGACCACCAAUGACAACUAUACGGCCCUUCAUAUAGCCGUGGAGUCGGCCAAACCCGCCGUUGUGGAGACCCUGCUCGGAUUUGGAGCCGAUGUCCAUGUCCGGGGCGGCAAGCUCCGCGAAACCCCUUUGCAUAUCGCAGCUCGGGUCAAGGAUGGCGACAGAUGCGCCCUCAUGCUGCUAAAGUCAGGGGCCAGCCCCAAUCUGACCACCGACGACUGUCUGACCCCGGUCCACGUAGCUGCCCGCCAUGGAAACCUGGCCACGCUGAUGCAGUUGCUCGAGGACGAAGGCGAUCCUCUGUACAAGUCGAAUACCGGGGAAACCCCUCUGCACAUGGCCUGCCGGUCAUGCCACCCGGAGAUCGUACGUCAUCUGAUCGAAACCGUAAAGGAGAAGCACGGCCCCGACAAGGCCACCACGUACAUCAACUCGGUGAACGACGACGGCGCCACGGCGUUGCACUACACCUGCCAAAUCACCAAGGAGGAGGUGCGCAUCCCAGAGUCCGACAAGCAGAUAGUUAGGAUGCUACUGGAAAACGGAGCGGAUGUCACGCUGCAGACAAAGAAUGCGCUGGAGACGGCGUUCCACUACUGUGCCGUAGCUGGAAACAAUGAUGUGCUGAUGGAGAUGAUCUCGCACAUGAAUCCCACGGAUAUCCAGAAGGCCAUGAACCGUCAGUCGUCGGUGGGGUGGACCCCGUUGCUGAUUGCCUGCCAUCGGGGGCACAUGGAGCUGGUGAACAACCUGCUAGCGAACCAUGCUCGAGUGGACGUCUUCGAUACGGAGGGCAGAUCGGCCCUGCACUUGGCCGCAGAGAGGGGAUACCUGCACGUAUGCGACGCCCUGCUGACUAACAAGGCCUUUAUAAAUUCCAAGUCCCGCGUGGGUCGCACGGCCCUUCACCUGGCGGCCAUGAACGGAUUCACGCACCUGGUGAAAUUCCUGAUCAAGGACCACAACGCUGUCAUCGACAUCCUGACGCUGCGAAAGCAAACGCCGCUCCACCUGGCGGCAGCCAGCGGGCAGAUGGAGGUCUGCCAGCUGCUCCUCGAGCUGGGAGCCAACAUUGAUGCGACGGACGACCUGGGCCAGAAGCCCAUCCACGUCGCCGCGCAGAACAACUACUCUGAAGUGGCCAAACUCUUCCUGCAACAGCACCCGUCGCUGGUGAACGCCACCAGCAAGGACGGCAACACCUGUGCCCACAUCGCCGCAAUGCAGGGAUCCGUCAAGGUGAUCGAGGAGCUGAUGAAGUUCGAUCGGUCGGGCGUGAUUUCGGCGCGGAACAAGCUAACAGACGCGACACCCCUCCAGCUGGCCGCCGAAGGUGGUCAUGCGGACGUGGUGAAGGCCUUGGUCCGGGCCGGGGCAUCCUGUACGGAGGAGAACAAGGCCGGAUUCACGGCCGUCCAUUUGGCGGCCCAAAACGGACACGGACAGGUCCUGGACGUUCUCAAAAGCACCAACUCCCUGAGGAUCAACAGCAAAAAGUUGGGCUUGACGCCACUCCACGUAGCUGCGUAUUACGGGCAGGCGGACACGGUCCGGGAACUGCUGACUAGCGUCCCGGCCACGGUCAAGUCGGAAACGCCCACGGGACAGAGUCUGUUCGGGGAACUAGGCACGGAGUCGGGGAUGACACCACUGCAUUUGGCGGCAUUUUCCGGAAACGAGAACGUGGUGCGACUGCUCCUCAACUCGGCGGGUGUUCAAGUGGAUGCGGCGACCGUUGAGAACGGCUAUAAUCCACUCCAUUUGGCUUGCUUCGGCGGACACAUGUCAGUGGUCGGUUUGCUCCUGAGUCGGUCGGCAGAACUCCUCCAGUCGACGGAUCGUAACGGCAGGACGGGACUGCACAUCGCCGCCAUGCAUGGACACAUCCAGAUGGUGGAGAUUCUGCUCGGCCAGGGUGCGGAGAUCAAUGCAACCGAUCGGAACGGUUGGACGCCACUGCAUUGUGCUGCCAAAGCCGGCCACUUGGAGGUGGUGAAGUUGCUGUGCGAGGCGGGAGCCUCUCCAAAAUCGGAGACCAACUACGGAUGCGCCGCCAUUUGGUUCGCCGCCUCCGAAGGACACAACGAGGUGCUGCGCUACCUGAUGAACAAGGAGCACGAUACCUAUGGCCUCAUGGAGGACAAGCGCUUUGUAUACAACCUGAUGGUGGUGUCCAAGAACCACAACAACAAGCCCAUCCAGGAGUUUGUUCUGGUCUCCCCGGCUCCGGUGGAUACGGCUGCCAAGCUAUCCAAUAUUUAUAUCACUCUUUCCACAAAGGAAAAAGAGCGUGCCAAGGAUCUAGUGGCUGCUGGCAAGCAGUGUGAGACAAUGGCCACUGAGCUUUUGGCCCUGGCAGCUGGCUCGGACUCCGCCGGAAAGAUCCUGCAAGCCACCGACAAGCGGAACGUGGAGUUUCUCGACGUCCUGAUUGAAAACGAACAAAAGGAAGUGAUUGCCCAUACGGUGGUGCAGCGAUACCUGCAAGAACUCUGGCAUGGAUCAUUGACCUGGGCCUCGUGGAAAAUCCUGCUCCUGUUGGUGGCCUUCAUCGUCUGCCCACCGGUGUGGAUCGGCUUCACCUUCCCGAUGGGCCACAAGUUCAACAAGGUGCCCAUCAUCAAGUUCAUGUCGUACCUCACCUCGCACAUUUACCUCAUGAUCCACCUGAGCAUCGUGGGCAUCACGCCCAUCUACCCGGUGCUCCGCUUGAGCCUGGUGCCCUACUGGUACGAGAUCGGGCUCCUGAUCUGGCUGAGUGGCUUGCUGCUGUUCGAGUUGACGAAUCCGUCGGACAAGUCCGGACUGGGCUCCAUCAAAGUGCUGGUCCUCCUGCUGGGAAUGGCCGGAGUGGGCGUCCAUGUGGCGGCCUUUGUGUUCGUCUCUAAGGAGUACUGGCCUACGUUGGUCUACUGCCGGAAUCAGUGCUUCGCCCUGGCCUUCCUGCUGGCCUGUGUACAGAUCCUAGACUUUCUGUCCUUCCACCACCUCUUCGGACCCUGGGCCAUUAUCAUCGGGGAUCUGCUAAAGGAUUUGGCCAGGUUCUUGGCCGUCUUGGCCAUUUUUGUGUUUGGCUUUUCCAUGCACAUAGUGGCUCUAAAUCAAAGUUUUGCCAACUUUUCGCCGGAGGAUCUGCGCAGCUUCGAGAAGAAGAACCGAAACCGAGGCUACUUCAGUGACGAUGACAUGCCCACCCCCAGACCUCCGCCCGUGGAGAAUUAUGUCGAUAGUCGCUUCAGCGAAUUCCGACGCAAGCACAAGGAUGACCUGCGCAUGCAUCCGAUUAACUCGUUCGAGUUGCUGUUCUUCGCCGUGUUCGGACAAACGACGACCGAGCAGACCCAAGUUGACAAAAUCAAAAAUGUAGCCACGCCCACUCAACCGUAUUGGGUUGAGUACCUGUUCAAAAUUGUCUUUGGCAUUUACAUGUUGGUGUCGGUGGUUGUGCUAAUUAACCUGCUGAUUGCUAUGAUGUCAGACACCUAUCAACGCAUACAGGCCCAAUCCGACAUCGAGUGGAAAUUCGGCUUGUCCAAGCUUAUUCGCAAUAUGCAUCGCACCACAACAGCGCCCUCGCCGCUUAAUUUAGUUACCACCUGGUUUAUGUGGAUCGUCGAGAAGGUCAAGGCACGCAUGAAGAAAAAGAAGCGUCCAAGUCUGGUUCAGAUGAUGGGAAUACGUCAGGCCAGUCCCCGAACGAAAGCCGGCGCCAAAUGGCUGUCGAAGAUCAAGAAAGACUCGGUGGCCCUGUCUCAGGUUCAUCUCUCACCGUUGGGAUCGCAGGCCAGCUUCUCGCAGGCCAACCAGAAUCGGAUCGAGAACGUGGCCGACUGGGAGGCGAUCGCCAAGAAGUACCGGGCGUUGGUGGGCGACGAGGAGGGCGGCUCCCUGAAGGACUCGGAUGCGGAGAGCGGAUCGCAGGACGGCAGCGGGGCGCCACAGCCGCCGGCACAGGUGGGAAGAAGAGCUGCAGCCGCCAUCAAGGCUGCCCCGGAAAACACUAGCGAACAGAAAAAGAAAUAAAAGACACACACGAGACACACUCUGCACACCCCGUUUGGAUGGCUUAUUAAAAACAAUUUCGAUUGCAGGUCUAAGCUUCAGCCUCUCUCUUCCAACUAUCCUUCCUGACUCUAUCUAUCUCCUCUACUCGACUAUCCAAGCGUCUGUCCUUCUGUACUCCUAAGACCUAACUCUAGCUAACUCUAAGGAAUCCUACUUCUAAGCUGCACUUGGGGGAUCGUUUUCGCAGACUUCAGCUAAUCUAAAAGCUUCAGUUAAGCAAACACGAGUACCAAAUUAACCCAGUCUUUUGGUUUACCUGGAGUACAAGAAAAUAAUCCUAAAGCCCUAGAGUUAAGCCCCUCACUGUCCUAAACUAACUUUAGCUAGAAUAUUGAAAUUGUUUUGAGUAACUUUUGAAGCGCAUCUGAGCCGAUCCUCGUUUAUUUUGAUAUGAUUUUGUGUUGGCGAUAUAUACGAUGAACGAAACAACAAAAUAAGUUUUCCAAAAAUAUAUUCAAACUUUAUAAAAUAAGUCAAUUGACGGGUCCUUUUUGGACACCAAAUACGUCCAUUUUGCCUUGAAACUCUUAAGCGAACUCCUUAAAUUUUGUACUAAGCCGAGAUUCCGACGACUACCGAUCGACCAUAACUUUAAUUAUAAUUAUACUAGUUAUAAGUAUUUGACUUUGGCUUCACUUGGAGCUUGGGCAAGCGGUUUUAUAAUAAUAUCUCAUGAUCUCAUUGUUUUUGGGUAAUUGUCAAGAAACUAAAUCCACUUUAUUUACUAAGCUUGAU